AUGAGGUGGGGUGGGGAGGGCAGGAAGGAGUAUAGAACCCGUCGUGAGUGGGCACUAAAAACAGAGACCCAGGAACCAAGGGCAGCAGGGAGCUCAGGCUGGGCGAUCUUCAUGGAGCCCCUGGCCAUGCUCCCAUUGCCAGUCCUCCUGCAGCUUCUGCUGCUGAUGGGCAUGAAGGGUGGGUACGGCUGCCAGGGUCCAGAACCAGACAGGGAGCUGGUGCUGGCCAAAGUGAGGGCCCUGGUGCUGGAUGCUCUAAGCCCCCCCACCACCUCCAAGGAUGGGGGAGAGCCUGGGGCCCGGCGCCUGCCUCGCAGACAUGCCCACACCGGGGGGCCCACACGCAGGAGCAUGGAAAAUGACGAUGAGGACCUAUCACAGGUCAUCCUUUUCCCAACCACAGGUCCGGGCUGUGAGGACGAACCCGAGGCAGGAGAGGCUGAGGGCCUGUUCACAUACACAUUCCGGCCUUCCCUUCACACGAGAAGUCGACAGGUGACAGCUGCCCAGCUGUGGUUCCACACUGGCCUGGACAGGGUGAGCGCCCAGGUCCAGAAUGACUCUGGUCCCUCUGUGACACUAUUGGCAAUGUCUUCCGGGGGACCCACGGCUGUGCCAAUAUUACUGGGUGCGGCCCCGCCUCAAUGGGUUGUGCUUCACCUGGCGGCCCCUGCACUCACACUGCUGACCCGCCCGCUCCUUGUACUGCUGCUUCGAUGCCCAAAUUGCCCCUGCCUGGCCCGGCUCGAUGCCACCCCCUUCCUGGUGGCACACACCAGGGCCCGGCCACCCAGCGUGGGGGAGAGGGCUCGACGCUCCCCUCUUCCUCCCCCCUGGCCCUGGUCUCCUGCCGCCCUGCGCUUGCUGCAACGUCCUUCAGAAGAACCAGCUGCCCAUGCUGACUGCCAUCGGGCCGCCCUCAACAUCUCCUUCCAGGAACUUGGCUGGGACCAGUGGAUUGUUCACCCGCCCAGCUUCAUCUUCCAUUAUUGCCAUGGGGGCUGUGGGCUGGCCCCCUCCCCGGUCCUGUCUCCUGGGGCUGCCUUCACACCUUCCCAGCCCCAGCCCCUGCCCCUGGGCCCAGGCUCGAGGCUGUGCUGUGCUGCUUUGCCCAGCACCAUGAGACCCCUGCGUGUGCGGACCACCUCCGACGGGGGCUACUCCUUCAAGUACGAGACGGUGCCCAACCUCCUCACUCAGCACUGUGCCUGCAUAUAGGGAGGACCGCCCCUCUCCAAGUUAUCACCGGUGCUGGCCAAAACAGAGAGGGCAAGGGCAGAGGACAGAUUCCCAGCCCCUCCUCUCAUCCCGGUCCUCCCUGUCCAAGGU
Messenger RNA from Dromiciops gliroides (monito del monte), 1329 nucleotides. It is a transcript of the gene INHA, whose product is annotated as inhibin subunit alpha. Gene Ontology annotation, cellular component: extracellular region. Gene Ontology annotation, biological process: SMAD protein signal transduction. The record is from RefSeq and is a predicted model, not a curated record. Lineage: Eukaryota; Metazoa; Chordata; Mammalia; Microbiotheria; Microbiotheriidae. Bases 1 to 1218 code for a protein of 405 amino acids. The transcript is spliced from 2 exons. Gene Ontology annotation, molecular function: cytokine activity; growth factor activity.